UGCCAACGCCCCCACAGACAGUCUUCGUCUUCUACGCACUCCACUUCUCCCACUGCAAGGUCCUCCUCCGUCCCUUCCAGUGUCCCUCUGUCUCUUCUUCUGCUCACAGGAGUUGAAUUUUGAUCUCACAGCAGCGAACCACCUUCACUCAGGAUGGGCUCCAGACCCCCUGGACUGCUGCUGCUUCUCUGCAGCCUCCUCCUCAUCUUGAAGUGUGCCAGAGGAGAGUCAUCAUACAUUAUAGAUACUGUUGGUCUCUCAAUCCUGCCUGACAAUGUUCAGAGUGGAACCAAGGUGAUGAUUCAUUGCAACGCAAGCGUCAGUUCCAGCAGCAUCUCUCAUCUGGAAUACCGUUUCAAGUUUAUGCGGGAUGGCGCCAAAAUCCACACAGCCAACACCACAAAAGACUUUACUUACUAUGAGAUCAACCCAGCCAGGGCAGUCGACUCGGGAAAUUACCAGUGCCAAGUCUCUGUGAAGAACAAGCGCAAGUUCAGCAACACCAAGACGCUUGAUGUCAAAGGCCUACAAACUCCCAUUCUUCAUCUUAAUAAUUCGACACCCUAUGAAAGUGAGGAGUUCAAAGUCACCUGCAGUGCUCCAGAUGAGAAAGGAGGUCUUACAUUCAACUUUUACAAAACAUUUAGAGAUGGACAGCCUCAGCGGAUAAAGAAGCAACAAAGCACUAAUAACUUUCUAGAGACCACUCUGACACUCAGCCACAUAGGGGACUGCUUUCUGUCCUGUGACUAUGAGAUCAGUUUGGUCUCAGGUCCCACAAGCUCUAACAUCAGCAAUGAGAUUCAAGUGGAAGUCAAAGAGCUCAACAUCAUCCCGGACAUGACUAUAUUACCCAACGAUAUCUAUGAACCAGAUAUAGUAGAAGUGACCUGUAAAGUAAAGAUUCAUUUAGCAGACAUUGAAAUAUUCCUUGUAAAGGACCGGACUGUUCUCAGUAGAACCACAGGUAAAACUCUCAUUCAUCGAUUUAGUUCGAAACCGACAGACUCUGGAGAGCUUGUUUGCAAGGCAGAGUGGAGAAACGUCCAAAAGGAAAACUAUAAAACCAUCAAAGUCAAAGAGGUAUUUUCAAAGCCCCAGCUGUAUUUGGAGCCCGUGGACCUGUUUGAAGAAGAACAAUUCAGACUUAACUGUUCAGUCAAGGUUUUUUUUCCUGAGAUGAUUGGUAAACCUUUGAAAUACCGCCUCUACAAAGAUGGCACCGAAUUGACCAGUUCAACUACAUAUAUUGCUGUUGCACACCCUAAUCUUAAUGGAAACUACUCCUGUAAAGUUGAGGGCAAUCGUAUUUCAACCCCUUUUUAUAAGGAGAGCGAAGCAGUUAUUGUUAAAGCUAAAGUUCCUGUUUCAGAUCCUGUGCUGAGUGUGGUCGGGGGCAAAAUAUUUAUAGGCAAGACAUUUCAACUGAUCUGUCACAGUCACACAGGCACUUUUCCCAUCAAAUACACCCUUUUUACACAUAAUGGGAAGAAGAUGAGCAGGGAGGUGAGCAGACCUGAGGACCGGGCUAUCUUUGACAUACUUCCAAUUUACAAGAGCUCCGAUUUAAAAACAUUUCUAUGCCAUGCAAGUAAUAAUCCACGUACACCUUCUAAAAGAGCUUUAGGGGAGCAUCUACUGAAGUCAACCAAUAUUAUUGAGCCCAUCUCAAAACCAGAGCUGACCAUUCAUCCCAGCCAGGACAUCACUGAGGGACAAAGUAUAAAACUCGUCUGCUCUGUACAGACAGGCAGUCGACCCAUCAACUUCACAUGGUACCACCAAGAGUCCAAUGGAGCACUGGCUUCCCUCUCAACCAAUAAACUAGAAGAAUACCACAGCAUAUCUAACGCCAGUAAAAAACACUCUGGGAAAUACUACUGCAUGAGCACAAACCCAGCUGAUGAAUCCAAAUGGAGUGAAUCUGUCACAAUCGAAGUGAAAAUGGCAGGGUGGAAGAAAACACUUAUCACUGUCUUCUGCUUCGUACUUCUCCUCAUCCUCUUCCUUGUGAUUGCCUUAAAAACACGGCUUUUUCAUUUUAAGAGGAAAAGAAAGGCUAACUUGUCAGUGAAGUCAGUCAGCACCAAAGUAGAGCGACUGAGUCUCACACAAGCUGAGGUCAUUGAUGCAAAUGCCACCCCAACCAUGAUGGGAAAAAGUGUUUGGAGUGACCAGGUCUCAGGUUCUGGUGGGUAUGAGUCGGAUGACCAGAACAGCAGCAUGUUACCAGAAAAAAAGGCUGAACCUGAAUAUACUGAGGUUCAAAUAAAAGACGCAGACCCAACCAGAGCUCCGGCGAAGCAGGGCACGGACAACAUCUACAGCGAAGUCCGCAACUCCCAGCAAGGUGUCCCAGAGGUGCCUGAUGGUAAACCAGUGGAAUACGCACAGCUGAAUCAUGACGGAAAUCACCAACCUGACAACAGUCGGGUCGUCGAUCAGAGCCUGAAGCGUGAAAACAUAACUGAUUCUGAAAAUAACACUGAUGUUUACACUGGUGACCCGGAGGAAGGAACCUGUGACCCUGCGCCUGACUGUUGAUGAGCCAACAAACGUAUUUGUUCCUCUUUUCACCCAUCGUGUUAUUGCAGCUGAUGUUUUUUGUUUUAACUAGAAGAAACUGAAACCUGUAACAUUGCACAAUUAUAGUCUUGUAUUAUUGCUGAAUUCUGUUAAAAGGUUCCUCUUUUUGAUCACAUGAAUAAAAUGUUUUGCUAUUAA
Xiphophorus maculatus (southern platyfish) is the source of this 2724-nucleotide messenger RNA. RefSeq names its product platelet endothelial cell adhesion molecule-like (gene pecam1a). The coding region runs from base 154 to 2544 and encodes 796 amino acids. Gene Ontology annotation, biological process: cell surface receptor signaling pathway. The transcript is spliced from 15 exons. Lineage: Eukaryota; Metazoa; Chordata; Actinopteri; Cyprinodontiformes; Poeciliidae. Gene Ontology annotation, molecular function: transmembrane signaling receptor activity. The record is from RefSeq and is a predicted model, not a curated record.